AUGUUUCAAAUCCUCGCGGCAGAUCCAAUGAUCACCAACUGGUCUCGAUGGUCUGUUGCUGACCAGUCAGAUCUGAGAGAAGCAUGUGCGGAUAACGAAGUGAAAGACUACCAUGAAAACGAUGAUCACAAUUUAAAUACCGACCGAACUGCUACAACAAAUGUCCUCCUCAAUUCGAGUACCGCAUACAACAUCGCUGACCUCUGUGAGGACAACCAGAAUGUCCCUUCAACAAAUACGGAAUUCCUCUCUUCCUUGAGAUCACCCCGGAUCAGAAAUCCGCGUAAGAUUUCACUGGGUGUUAUUUCCGAAGUAUUUAGUGUCGAACAUGUUUCAGAGAAUACUGAUAGUGGUGUUUGUUCGGGUAUGGCCCAACUGAAGGCUACGACAGCUCGUCUGAAAUUGGUUACCCGGCGUCCGAGUUAUGUGGCCUGGCAGGCCCAGAUCCAAGAAAGAUCCAAGAAUCUAACUUCACAAGAGAGUCUUAACAAUGACAUUUUGACGGAAGAGAGAAAGAAUUGCAUUACAAACGCCCUUCAGUGGAUCACAAAAGAAUUGACAGACAUGCGUCAUCAGGACCAAGAUUUGGCGCGCCAGCUGUUAUCGAUUCGCCAAGAAAUACAGAGAAUCAAAUUAAACAUGAGCUGUGAGUACCACGAAGACAUGCUGACCGACGUGCAGCUGGAAAUGGAGGAACUGGAGGAAUUAUCCGAAAUUUGUGAUCAGCUUCCACCAGUCAUCAACGACAAUCCUCUACGCCAUCUUGGAGUUACACGAAUGAACAUCAGCGCAAGAAGGUUCUCGACAUGCUAA
Messenger RNA from Acanthosepion pharaonis, 813 nucleotides. The record is from the annotation of a GenBank genome assembly. Lineage: Eukaryota; Metazoa; Mollusca; Cephalopoda; Sepiida; Sepiidae.